Molecule: messenger RNA, 252 nt
Organism: Macrosiphum euphorbiae (potato aphid)
Lineage: Eukaryota; Metazoa; Arthropoda; Insecta; Hemiptera; Aphididae
Source: the annotation of a GenBank genome assembly
AUGGGUUGGAAUAUUUAUAAAUUGUUGUGUUGCUGUGGCAGUUCUAAUGAAUCAACUAGAGUCGAUUUGGCAAUUGUCCGAGAACAACAAGCUGCAGCUGCUGAAAAACGUUUAAGAGAACAAGAAAGCCGAGGUAUUAAGAAUCCAGAUCGUGUCAAACGCAUGCAACGAGAACAACAAAAACGUGAUGAAGAAGCUAAUAGAACUGCCAAUAUGGGGACUGGUACUGGAUUAAAGUGGCAAGUCAGUUAA